Messenger RNA from Lynx canadensis (Canada lynx), 3499 nucleotides. RefSeq names its product retinal pigment epithelium-derived rhodopsin homolog (gene RRH). Gene Ontology annotation, molecular function: G protein-coupled receptor activity. Gene Ontology annotation, cellular component: membrane; photoreceptor outer segment. The transcript is spliced from 7 exons. The record is from RefSeq and is a predicted model, not a curated record. Gene Ontology annotation, biological process: G protein-coupled receptor signaling pathway; visual perception. Bases 1927 to 2940 code for a protein of 337 amino acids. NCBI's taxonomy places the organism in Eukaryota, Metazoa, Chordata, Mammalia, Carnivora, Felidae.
AGAUCAUGACCUGAGCUGAAGUUGGACACUUAACUCACUGAGCCACUCAGGUGCCCUGUAUAUAGCUAAUCUUUAAAACAGUAGGUGAGUAGAACAGUACUUUAACAUUAUUUAUAAUUAACACCUCUUUUCAAAAUCUUUGCCUUUUGUAUAUGAGAACAUUAGCACCCUUUAUUGCAUUUCACUUUUGUACAUAAGUGAUACAUAAGAGUUCUAAGCCUCAUCCCAGUAUAGCUUCUCUGCAUCAGUCAUGAAGCAUGAAAAAGUAGUUUGUACUUACCACACUCAAACUAUAAAGCUUUUAUCUACAGCAGAUAAAUUCGGAAUUGUUUUUUCUUCAGUUCUUACAAAUGAAAUUUAAAUGGAUGCCAAAACUAGGUAUAAUCCCUUAUAGAAAAGAAAAUGAAUAUGAACCUAUGAACCAAAGAAAGCUCAAUUUGUUUUAUUCUGCAUACUGAAUGCAAAAAACAAGCAACCCAAAGCCAACCCUUAAAACCCAAUAACCCAGAGUUUUUUUUAAAAAGGAGAAUUCGUCUUAUGUGUUAGUUGCUUUACGGUCAUUUGAAAAUAUUUUGAUCUUGGAAUACUGACGAGAUUCACUCAGAGUAUGGAUAACUCUUUGGAGCAUUAGUUUACAUUUAUAAAAAUUGAGUACGGGUACCUGUAAGAUCUGGGACAGAUCAACCGCCCUUCAUUUUCUACAUAGCUGGGAGAAUUAAGGCAAAGGAUUAUGUUGGGUCCUUUCCUGCUGUGCCAUUCCAAGUUAUAAAAUUAAAUUCAGUGGGUAAAUAUAGCCCUCUAGUGGUUCUAUUAUAUGCUUACACUGUUAACUUUGGUGCAUCUAGCAUUUCUCUGAAGUUACUGAUUUAAAAGAAAUAUUGCAAAGAAUCAAAUUUUAGUAAUAUUACAUGACAGAAAGAGUAUGGGGAGGGGGGAAGUGGUAGGAAUGUUUUAUUCUAACAAUUUUCAUGCUAGAUUAUAACCCAUUUCUGUAACCUACUUUUUGGGUUGUUAACAAGAGUCCAAAAUACUAGAAUUGUCCUGUAUUUCUUAAGAUGAAUGACUGAAUCCAGAUACUUUGCUGAUAUAUUCUGUGACUUUUAUUAUUAGAUAAUUACUUGUGCAUACCAAAGCAUAGGGUAAAUUAAGUGAGGUGGAUUGUAAAAUAAACUAUAUCAAUGCUAUGAAAUAUAAGCUAUUAAUAGGUUAGACUUAGGUUUAUUGAGCUGGAAUUUAUGAUCUGGCUUUAGGGGAAAAUAUGUUACAGAAUGAUUUUAUAUAUGCAUAUCUACCCCUUUUUGCUUAAAAGAAAAAAAAGUGGGAGAAACCUCAAAUCCUAGUAUGAAUAUAUAUUAGAGAAGAUGUACACCAAAAAAUAUUACUACUACCUUUAGGGGAGUGAGAUUUGGAAGGAUGGAGGGAGACUACUUCUUUAUGUCUGAUUAUUCAAAUGGUUCUGGAAAAAGAAACUGAAAUGGAAAAACUCGAAUAGCUCAACAGAAAGUAGGGUCCUUAACCUGAAUAGUUUUAGGUGACCAAAGCUGGUUCUUAAUUUCAGGACUGAUUUCCAGCAGCAAUCAGUUAAGUCAGCUCCCACACUGAUUUUUGAGUAUGUUCAUUGUUUGAAUGGGAUGUGUGCACUUGAUAAUCUCCUUAGAUACUAAGCUGAUGCCCAAAUUGUUUAAAAUGCGUGGUGCUUGUUAUUUCUCUGUAUUUUGCUAAUAAGCUUUUGCCUUGUUCUGGGAAUUAAAAUCCUUUCACUAGCCCAAUUAAAUUUGUUAAGGGAGGGCCUCUAUGAAAAGGCCCUUCUCUGAGGUCUUUGAGUGGAAAUGAUUGGUUCUGAAAAUUCUUCUUCAUCGACUCUUAAAACAUUUUAUAAUCAUUGAACGCUCAUUAUGAAGGCUGUCUCAACUUCUUCCCUCCAAAAUGCUAAGGAAUAACUUAGACAACAGUUCAGACUCUAAAAAUGAAGAUGGCUCGGUCUUUUCACAGACUGAACACAAUAUUGUUGCAGCUUACUUGAUCACAGCAGGUAUGAUAAGUAUUCUCAGCAACAUAAUAGUUCUGGGUAUCUUCAUUAAGUACAAGGAACUUCGGACUCCCACAAAUGCAAUUAUCAUUAACCUGGCUGUUACUGACAUAGGGGUCAGUAGCAUUGGAUAUCCCAUGUCUGCAGCUUCAGAUCUGUAUGGAAGUUGGAAAUUUGGAUAUGCAGGAUGUCAGAUUUAUGCUGGGUUGAAUAUCUUUUUUGGAAUGGCAAGUAUUGGAUUACUCACUGUUGUGGCUAUGGAUCGAUACCUGACCAUCUGCAGUCCUAACUCAGGAAGAAGAAUGACCACCAACACUUACAUCAGCAUGAUUCUGGGGGCCUGGCUCAAUGGUCUCUUUUGGGCUUUGAUGCCUAUCAUAGGGUGGGCUAGUUAUGCCCCAGAUCCUACUGGGGCUACUUGUACCAUAAACUGGAGGAAAAAUGAUGUAUCUUUUGUUUCUUUCACGAUGACAGUUAUUGCGAUAAAUUUUAUUGUACCCUUGACAGUGAUGUUUUACUGUUAUUACCAUGUCACUCAAACCAUUAAAUGUCAUGAUACUAGUAACUGCACUGGAUACCUCAACAGAGAUUGGUCAAAUCAGGUAGAUGUGACAAAGAUGUCUGUGAUAAUGAUAUUUAUGUUUCUGGUGGCAUGGUCCCCUUAUUCCAUCGUGUGCUUAUGGGCUUCUUUUGGUGACCCAAAGAAGAUCCCUCCCUCAAUGGCCAUCAUAGCUCCACUAUUUGCAAAAUCUUCUACAUUCUACAAUCCCUGUAUUUAUGUGGUUGCUAAUAAAAAAUUUCGGAAGGCGAUGUUUGCCAUGUUCAAAUGUGAGAAUCACCAACCUAUGCCCGUGACAAGUAUUUUACCAAUGGAUGUAUCUCAAAACCCACUGACUUCUGGAAGAAAGUGAAAUAAGAGGAAAAGCACACAGUAUCAAAAAUUUUUUAUUUACUUUUUUCUCCAAUGGUUUAGUUUUAUUUUAAAUAUGAUCGUGCUUAGAUCAGAUACAUAGAUUAUUGUCCUAUUAGACCCUAAAUGCCUCAAGUGUUUCUCCUAUUUCUUCUAUUUGUGGGAUGGCUACUGUAGUGAAUGUUUCUUUAUGCCCUUUAUGUAAACUUAUGUCCAUCUCCUUUGAUGAAGCUAGGCACAUGAGAUUAAGGCCCAUUCUAUUUCUCCCAAUCAUGGCAUUCAUUACACUGUAUCAAUGACCAAGUAACUUGCCUGGGUCCUCCUUAGACUAGAAGUAGCCAUUUUAAUAUUGAAAUAAAUUAACAAUAAUAAAUAGUCUUCAGUAAGUAAAUUACAGAAAUGAGUUGUUGGAUGUUCCUAGAUGGAACUAGAUGGAAAACAUUUUUAGCAUUUCACUCUUUUAAAAUUUUAAUGCAAAUAUUAACAUACUACUUAACAAAAAUAAUCAAAUGAAUAUUAAACAUUUGCUUCUAAAUCACAUUAGUUGAUGCACAUAUUUA